Iphiclides podalirius (scarce swallowtail) is the source of this 231-nucleotide messenger RNA. Lineage: Eukaryota; Metazoa; Arthropoda; Insecta; Lepidoptera; Papilionidae. The record is from the annotation of a GenBank genome assembly.
AUGGGCGUCGUGAGUCCGCCGAUCGUGGAAACUUCGAGAAGCGUCCGCCGACGCACCGCGAAUCGUACCACCACACCCUAUAACCUUACGCGACGCGUCCGGUGCGAUAGUGGGACAACGGGCCCCUUGUGUUCGGCCGGGCGGUCGGAUGGCGCGAAAACGCCAACAUUGUCCAGCCGCCGCGCGGGCUACGUGACCGCGCGCGAGCGGCGCAGGAAGUGGACGCCGCGA